Messenger RNA from Strongyloides ratti, 1989 nucleotides. Its product is annotated as Pleckstrin homology domain and Pleckstrin homology-like domain-containing protein. Lineage: Eukaryota; Metazoa; Nematoda; Chromadorea; Rhabditida; Strongyloididae. The record is from RefSeq and is a predicted model, not a curated record. The coding region runs from base 1 to 1989 and encodes 662 amino acids. The transcript is spliced from 2 exons.
AUGGAAAAUGUGAAUGAGAAUGAUAAAUUAGAAUUAGCCGAUGAAUCAUCAACUACUACUAUAACAGAUUCAUUACAUUCACGAACGUUAGCCAAUAUAUAUCAAUUUCGUGGUACUGAUUAUUUAAAACAAGGUUGGGUUGCUAAAAGUAGAGGUUCACGUAUAAAUUUAUUAAAAACAAAAUGGGCUCGGCGAUAUAUUAUAUUAAAACAAAUAUUAACCCAUAAAGGUGUAGACCAUUAUCUUGAAAUAUAUAAAGAAGAAGAAGAUAUUUGCCCAAAAAAAAUUAUUAAUCUUUCACAUUGUCGGAGAAUUGAUUCAUAUAUUCAAUUAAAAAAAUCAUCUGAUGUUGAUACAACAAUUCAUAAAUGGAUAUUUUCAAUUCAUAUCAAAAGAAAACGUGAAAUGUUUUUUUCUGUGCCAUCAGAAGUUGAGAUGGUUCGUUGGGUUCAUUUAAUUAGUAAUGUUUGUGAAUUAUUACAAGAUACAAAUAAUGAUAAAAAAAUUAAUGAAAAAAAACAUUCACGUAAAGGUAGUAGUAAAGAUGGUAAUUUUGAAAUAGAACAAAAUUAUAUUAAUGAACUGGAAGAUAUUAAUGAAAAUGAUUUUCCUGUUAAAGAUUCUUAUGAACCAACAUUUAAAAAACAAAAUAAUGGUAAUAAAAUAAAUUCGGGCCUACCACCACAUAUGCAAAGUAAAAGUACAACAUUUUCACCAAUAUUUAAAAAAAGAAACAAUUCAUCAUCAUCAAUUCAUUCAGCUCCUUAUGAUUUUGGCAAUUAUUCUGUUGAUAAUACAUUAUCAAAAUCAGGACAUGUAAUGAAACAUUCUGAUCGUAUAUCACUACAUAGUGAUAAAUUUUGUGAUAAAUAUGCAAGUGAAUUUUCUCGUGGUUUCACUGAAAUGGUACGUCUUUCACAAAAAAAUAUUAACAAUCAUCAAAAUAAUUCAAAUUAUAAUACAAUAAAAUCAACUAGUAGUACUCCAUCUAGUCAUUAUAUUACAUCACCUCAAUUACCACGUAUCUCUAGAAAAAAUACACCAACAAACAAUUUAUCUAUUAGAAGAUCAAUUUCAAUAUUAACAAAUAGUGAUACAUCAACAAUUCCUCGAUUAUCACGAAAUAAUUCAAUUAUUCAGGAGACAUCAUCUUUAAAUACUAAUCCAGAUAAUGAUAUGUCAAAUUGGUUAUAUGCAUAUGAACCAAUUGACUCUGCAUCAGAAGAUAAUCAUUCCGGAAGAGCUUCACGUGUCUUAAUUCCUGUUAAAUCAUUUAUUCAUAAUCCUAGAACAAUUAAUGGUUCAAUUAAAUCACCAACACCAUCAAUAACAGAAUUUUCAUUUAAUACUAAUACAUUAGAUUAUCAGGGAACAUUAAGUUCAACCUCAGGAUCAAUAGUUCCACCAGUUGAUAGAUCAAAAAAACCAAAUAGAAGAAAAAAAAGUAGUGAUAGUAGUUUACAGGAUUAUGCUAUAAAUAUUGAUCAUCAAUUUACAUAUCCAACAAAAAUAUCAACAUUUCCAAAUAGUACAACACAAAUGUUAAAUUACCCACCAAAUCAUUUCUCAAUUCGUCCCCGAGAAAUUAUUCACCAUGGUAGAAGAUAUAAAUUUACCGGAAGUUGUGUACCACCACCACCAAAAUCUAUAUUUCAUAUAACACCACCACAUUCUAUUAUUAAUGAUGCUGAGUAUUGGAAUAAUAUUGUAGCACCAAAUCCUUUGGUACCUCAUGUCGUUCGCCAAACCGUCAAAGAACAAAUAAUAACUACAGGUCCUAAAGAAAGUCCUGCUGCUGCUAUAGCAAGAAUGAAAAAAUUAAAAAAAGAAGAAAAAAUGAGAGAAAAAGAAAGAAAACGUUUAGAAGAAUUAUCAUAUAAUUUUGAUGAAGAAAUACCAGAAUUAUUAGAUUAUCAAUAUGUUGAUACAGCGAAAACUAAAGCAAUGGGACAAACAAUAAAUGAAGAAGAAAAAAAACGUGAUACAUAG